AUGAACAUGUUUGAUCUACGCGGGUUAGCACUCCCCCAAAGCAGUCUAGGGCAGCCCAACCCCUCAAGUUGGCAUAAUUCUUAUUUGUCCGAUGUUCCUCGUUUAAUUGAUUUCAAGUCCGAUGUUUCCCGAUUCAGUGAUUGUCAGUCCGAUGUACCUAGUUUUAUGCAUUCCCAGUUCGAUGUUCCUCGUUUUUUGCAUUCCCAGUCCCGUAGUUUGCUUUUGGCUUAUCAGUUUGGUAGUCAUAAUCUGAUCAAUAGACAUGAAUGGUGCUAUCCCAUGAAAAGAAUAGGGAUAAUGAAUCGAUAUGAAAAUCGAAAUAUGAGACAAUUGAAUGUUCAUACAAGAAAGUUCCACAUUGGUGACUCGUUUUGGGAUCGAUUUCUAAAUGAACUAGAAGCUCUUACCGUCAGUAAAGAAUCAAAGCCUAUCGAAAGAGUAGUCAAACUCCUGGUGGAUUUCGAGAAAACCGGUCAUAUAGAUUAUAUUAUGCUAGAGCAUGAGAUUGAGGAUGUGUCCCUAUUCCCUAAGGAAGGAAAUACCUACAAGGCUGUUGCCCGCUUAAUGAAGAUGGUAUUCAACAUGGAAGAACCUCCUAAGUUAUACAUGCAUAAGAAGUUACCUAGUGUUAUGUAUGACCGGUAUAUAUCUCCCCUCGGUGUGCACACGCUGGAAGCUAUUAUUUUGGUGGUGCUGGGGUUAGCAUUCAGUGGUAUUAAAGUCAGAACAAUGGUAAGAGCAGCAACCUUCAUUGAGUUGUUGGAUACAACAAUUCGAACGCAAGUUUCUAGACUUCAAAAGAAUCCUUUGGAUAAUAAGCCUGAUACUUCCACCCUUAAAGAGAGGAUGUUAGGGGAAACCCUGCUCAGUUAUAUAACAAAACAUGGUAUACUUCACUAUGAGCUAACUCACGAGGGAACUGCAGUAGUUAAAGAGAAAGGUAAGGGUUAUGUCAAGACAAGGCUAAACCUAGUUUGUAACUUCGAGAUAAGUGAACUCCCAGCUAUGCUCAAUCUUCCAAUGGUUUGCAAGCCGGUGGAUUGGCACAUCCCAGAUGGGCGCACAUCGUCUUCGGGCACUAUUCGUGUAUCUGACCUUCAAGGCGGUUACUUAAACCAACCUAACAUGGAAGUGUAUAAUCGCAUUAGUCUUAUGUCAUCCAAAAACCUCGUGAAUUUCAACAUUGAAUUAAAGAGAGAGAAAUGUGAUGAAACGUUGACCUUAUUGAAUGGGCUUCAGGGCCAAGCAUUUCAGAUUAAUAAAAAGUUGUUGAACUUUAUCAAGGGGAAUCGUCCUGCCCUAGAAAAGGAAGGACUGCUUAUGCCCGAGCUACUUGCUAGGGUCAACCCUAAAAAAGCAUUGGAUCUGAUGAGAUCCUUCUAUUUUCAGAAUCUAGAGGGGAUACAGGAAAAGAAUAGCCUUGAAAGCCUCUUGAUGGAAGUAUCUGUUAAGAUACAACAAGCCUUUACUGAGGGUUUAAUACUGCAGGUUGCUUCUGCCUACGAAGGAUAUGAUUUCUAUCUUCCUGCCUUUUUGGAUUUCCGUGGUAGAAUCUACCGUUCGGGUAUAUUGCAUUUCCACGAGCGUGAUUUAGCUAAAAGCCUGCUCUUGUUUUCUCAAACAGGCCGGGUGUUUAAUAACACAUCCUUUCCGGAAAGUCGGGAUAUAAUAGAAACAUCCACCGCUUUUAAAUAUCAAAAAUUCAUGAAUUAUGAGGAGGCUCUGAAAUGGUAUAAAAAUAAGAAAUCUUAUCUCUCGAACUCGUAUGAGAAUAUAAUAAGCACAGCAAAAGAUGCGAGCGAUCCGUUUCAGUUCAUGGCGAAAAUCCUCCUUAAUGAGUAUGAUGAUAAAGAUGAAUCAAAUAGGGUUACGCCUAUAAGUCAGGAUGCAUCUUCCAGUGCUUAUCAAAUAAUGAGUUACUUUUUGCUUAACUACGAAAUGGCAAGGAGUACAAACCUCUUAUCCAGCAAUGAUAACAAGAUCAAAGAUCUGUAUACCCUCAUGCUUGAGGAAAUCAAGUCCUUUUUAAGGGAGAAAAUUGAUGAUAAAAACAUCUUGAACAUCAUACUGAUAGCUAUGAAUAGAAAACUAGUCAAACAACUAUUCAUGCCCAUGGUCUAUGGGAAGACACUCAAAAGUAUGGAACAGGAUAUUAGCGAGCAUUAUGGGGCUUACCUUAGCAGGCGGGAUUCAUCUUCUCUUGCGAGACUUGUUAAAGAGUUCUUUAUCUAUAAGUAUCCCGAUAUUGAUAACUUUUUGAAGUUGAUUGCCACCGUCGGUUGGUUAUGUUCGACUAUGGGUAGAGCUGUAGUCUAUAGCACUCCCUUUUUCUCAACAAAACAAGAUUAUAUGUCUUUCGAUAAAGAAAAGAUAACGGUCACAGAUAGGAAGACCCGAAAGAAAAGAACCAUCACUGUGAAUAUACCAACCACAAAGAGGGAUAAGCGAAAGACAAACACCUCAACGUGCGCAAACUUCAUCCAUCAAAAAGAUGCGUACAUAGCCAUGAAAAUGAUUGAAGCCGUUGUAAUAAGAAAUAUUGAUCCUAUCUACACUGUUCAUGAUAACUUUAUCACUAUACCGCUUUUAGCAAAAGAAAUACCGAAUUUAUAUCUAUCCAUCUUUGAGCAGAUGAAGCAUCCACUUUCAAUAGUGAAUGAAUUUCUCAUAACGAAUUUAGUGAACCCUUAUUACGAGAAAACAAGAGAACACCCACUGCAUUCAUACAAGGGGUUGCUGGCACCUAUACCAGUUGAGGAUCUUCUCAAUUUCCUUAUAGAAGUAGACACAAAGAAAGAUAAAAGGAGAGAAAAGUACCAACUAUUAAUUCAAUAUUACCAGAAGUAUUCAGAAUCGGUGUGGUGCAAGGAAACAGGAGAACAGAAAUGGGGGGCAUUUAAAGAGGAACUUAUUAAUGGGAGGAAAGACAACUUCAGCUUGCAUUACUAA
Molecule: messenger RNA, 2949 nt
Organism: Andrographis paniculata
Lineage: Eukaryota; Viridiplantae; Streptophyta; Magnoliopsida; Lamiales; Acanthaceae
Product: probable DNA-directed RNA polymerase
Exons: 1
Coding region: 1-2949 (982 amino acids)
Biological process (GO): mitochondrial transcription
Cellular component (GO): mitochondrial DNA-directed RNA polymerase complex
Molecular function (GO): DNA binding; DNA-directed RNA polymerase activity
Source: RefSeq, a predicted model, not a curated record